UCAAAAUGGGCAACAAGCAAACCAUUUUCACUCAAGAGCAACUGGAUGCAUAUCAGGACUGCACAUUUUUCACAAGGAAAGAAAUUCUGAGGCUGUUUCACAGGUACCGAGACCUGGCCCCGCAGCUCGUUCCCCUUGACUACUCGGACAAACCAGCCGUGACACUCCCCUACGAGCUCAUCGGCAGCAUGCCAGAGCUCAAGGACAACCCAUUCCGCCAGCGGAUAGCAGAGGUGUUCUCAGAGCAUGGCGACGGCAACAUGACUUUGGAUGAUUUUUUGGACAUGUUUUCUGUGCUAAGUGAAAUGGCUCCCCGAGACCUGAAAGCUUAUUAUGCUUUUAAAAUUUAUGACUUCAACAAUGAUGAUUACAUAUGCAAAUCAGAUCUAGAGAAAACUGUUAACAAAUUAACCCGAAAUGAACUGACCCCAGAAGAAGUCAGCCUUGUGUGUGAGAAGGUGAUUUACGAGGCUGAUGUGGACAACGAUGGCAAGCUGUCCUUGGCAGACUUUCAGCAUAUGAUUGUACGAGCUCCAGAUUUCCUCAGCACCUUUCAUAUUCGAAUCUGAAUCUAGUCAACCACGGGGAUAGGAGCGCUUCUGGGGCUUUCAACAACUAUUACUUUACCUGAGAUUACCAGCCAUGAGAGCAC
Molecule: messenger RNA, 652 nt
Organism: Camarhynchus parvulus
Lineage: Eukaryota; Metazoa; Chordata; Aves; Passeriformes; Thraupidae
Gene: CIB3
Product: calcium and integrin binding family member 3
Exons: 6
Coding region: 6-569 (187 amino acids)
Molecular function (GO): calcium ion binding
Source: RefSeq, a predicted model, not a curated record